AUGGCCAACAAGGAACAAGAGGAACUUGUUUAUGAAAAGGGAUUGCUUCAUACAAAUCUCCUCAGUGCUUUUGCCAAUAACCAUCAAAUUCUUGCAUCUCCAAGAGCUUGGUCGAUAGCCAUAUUAUCGUCGUCUUUGCCGUCCCUGAACGAUAACAGGACCGAGACAGCACCGUUCCACGAGGAUCAAUGUGGAUCGGAAACCGGAAAGGGACCCGCGAUGCAUUGGAUAUACGGAACAUUUCGGUUUGUUCCCGUCCAUAACAUCUGGAUCCUAAUGUCCUGUACACAAAAUCCCCCGUUACACGACGUGCAAAGAAUCGGGAACGGAGCUUCUAAGCUCACCAACCCUCGAUCCCUACCAACUGAAACGAAAAAGCAGGCAGGCAAAGGGGUGAAAGCCAACCCGGGUUCAUCAACACCAAAGAGACCUGAUCCAGGGGCACGGAAUAAAUAUAAACCCACCCUUGCCGGAAUAGACUUGGCGGGAACAGGGCAAGGGCGGGGGAAUCUCAGAGUAGGAAAUGAGAAAGCAGGGUACCAAAUCCUCGCUUUGGCUCAUGGCAGAGCGAUUCUGGGCUUGACAGGUCGCACCACAGGGAACACAAAAAUUUUGAAAUUGGCGUUACUGAUCCGGUCGAACAAUCAUCAGACUGCUGCAACGGAGGCAGAAGACGAGGAUGAAGAAUGCCAACCACAGGUGCCCACCAUUUCCAUCCUCUUGAGAAUUGGGCAUUCGAUCUCGGGUCCAAUUAGACUUAACCAUUCCGAUUGCCAAUCAUUUCGUCAACCCGAAAUUUUGCAGGGUGGGCAUGAAAGGGUGAAGAAAUUCCGAAGAGCCAUUCCGAUGCAUGGUCCGGAUGGCAAGGCAGGCGGCAUGAAUGGCGGCGAUCCUGACAAAAUACCCCUAGAAAUCAUUUCAAGGGGGAUGAAUAUCAAGCCUAUUUACGGAGUCCUUCGUAGAUUCGACUUUUUAAGGGUGGUCCAAAGAAAAGCAAAGGGAGAUACUUGCGUUAUUUCAUAG
Molecule: messenger RNA, 1023 nt
Organism: Coccidioides immitis RS
Lineage: Eukaryota; Fungi; Ascomycota; Eurotiomycetes; Onygenales; Onygenaceae
Exons: 9
Coding region: 1-1023 (340 amino acids)
Source: RefSeq, a predicted model, not a curated record